GAUUUAACUAAAGGAAAAGAUACCAAAGGAUUAUCAAUUUUAAGUCUGAAUGUAAAUAGUCUGUUAGGUCAUUUAGGACAAUUGGUAGAAUUAAUAAGUAAUAUAAAACCAUUUAUUAUCAUUAUGGUAGAAACGUGGUUAAAACCUGACAUUGAUAAUAGUAUUUUUGAAAUUGAUGGGUAUAGAAUUUUUAGAAGAGAUCGUAAUUUGGUGCAUGCAGAAUCAGGUCGUUUCAUGCAAGGGGGUGGCGUGGCUUGCUUUAUUCAUAAUUCGUUGAAGGUUAAAGUCCUGCACACUUCCACUGCAGAAGACAUAAAUUCACCUGAGUUUAUGAUUUUAGAUAUCACAAUGACAACUGGUUCUCACCUUUUGCUCUCGUGCGUCUAUCGCAGACCUAAUGGACAUACUCUCUGUAACUAUAUAAACUUCAAAACAUUCAUUUACGAGUCCUCACUAUUCUGUGUCCCUUUUGAAACUACCCAUCAUACUAGAAAUCACGACUCAUGGCUAGAUUCAGAUGCACCAUUUAUUGCAGGUCAUGACUAUCUAUAUUGCGAAUAUCUAUUAAAUCCUCCUAAAUCGACCGAUAAAUUGAUAACUUUUAGAAAUUUCAAAAAUUGCGAUCAUAUCUCACUUUCAAAUGCUCUUACAAAGAUUUUAAAAUGUAGUGAUGAUUUUAUCAAUAACUCCGAUCCUAAUGAGCUUCUUGAGUAUUUCUUAAAAAAUGUUCUAGAUACUCUCGAUGUCUAUGCUCCCAUAGUCACACGUAAAAUCACUAGAAAUUCAAAUACCUGGAUUACGAAUGAAUUAAAAGAAAAAUGUCGCGAACGUGAUGCAAUAUACAAACGAGCAAAGAGGAGCGGUGAUUCGAAUUUGCUAAAGCUUUUCAAACUAAAAAGAAAGGAACUUAAAUCUAAAUUGAAUAUGGCACGUGAAAAUUAUCUAAAAAAUGAGCUUACAAAUUUACCUACGGGACACACAGUCUGGAUUAAAUUAAAACGGUUGGGCUUAAUAAAAUCAAAUCCUUCUUCGCCAUUAAAUUAUUUUGAUUCGUCAGCGUUAAAUGAGUUCUAUGCUAAUAUUGUGAGACGACAUCCUCCAUGUGAUACAUCAUUCCUAGACACAUUACCGUUACUUUAUACUAGUAAAGUUAGAUGCUCAUUUAAUUGGACUCCGAUUGACAUUGUUGAUGUCACUAAAGCUCUACAUCUAACUUUAUCAAAAUCUAAAGGCAAAAAUAAAACGAUUGUAAUGAUCUUAGGCUCUGUAGACUAUUGUUCUGUGGUACUAGUUGAUUCCAAUGUUGAUACUGACUUGAAAUUGCAACGUGCAAUAAACAGCAUAAUUCGUUACAUUUUCAGCUUAAAGCAAGAUGAACAUAUUACUCCCUAUCGACAGAAAUUAAAUUGGUUAUCAAUAAAAAAGAGAAGAGUAUAUUUUUUAGCCACCUUCUUUUACAAACUGCUACAUACGGGUCAACCAAGUUACUUAAGAGAGUUAUUUGUUGAAGACUCGUCUCGCCGUUCUCAGAGACUUGCUGAAAAAAUUAAUAAUGUAAAUUUCGAAAUACCGAACUAUACCUCGUCUUUUUAUGAAAAUUCAUUUGUUGUAUCGGUUAUACGUUUGUGGCAAAAUUUACCCACAAAUCUUAUAAACUCAAGUAGUCUUGAUUGCUUUAAGCCGGCCCGACUUGAUCAUUUAUUGAAAUCAGAUUUUGAU
Cotesia congregata is the source of this 1719-nucleotide messenger RNA. The record is from the annotation of a GenBank genome assembly. Lineage: Eukaryota; Metazoa; Arthropoda; Insecta; Hymenoptera; Braconidae.